Messenger RNA from Panonychus citri (citrus red mite), 4729 nucleotides. RefSeq lists its product as uncharacterized. The record is from RefSeq and is a predicted model, not a curated record. The coding region runs from base 627 to 1688 and encodes 353 amino acids. The transcript has 5 exons. NCBI's taxonomy places the organism in Eukaryota, Metazoa, Arthropoda, Arachnida, Trombidiformes, Tetranychidae. Gene Ontology annotation, biological process: G protein-coupled receptor signaling pathway; response to pheromone.
UUCAGGUUAAGUGAAACAAAGUCGACCAAUUGAAAAUUCACUUUAACCUGAAUUGUUUUUCUUUUUUUAUAUCUAUUUAUUUUCUGUUCCCAAUUAAUCGGUAAUUGAAUUUAAGAUUGUGAUUUACUGGGUCUUAAUUUGAAACGUUUCUCUUUGAUUGUGAUUAGAAAAACAAAAAGUAAAACACAAUUAACACUUGGAUUACUCAUGGUUAACAACAUUCUAUUCUCUUUUGCCUCUCUCAUCAUUUUCCAAUCCAGUUUUUAAUUCUUUCAUCAUCUGUGUUAAAUUCUUAGUGUAAUUUUAUUCUUCUUCUUUUUCAAUUGUUCUUCAAUUACAUUUUUUUUUAUAUAUAUUAAUUAUUCACUAAUUUCAGGUUUUUUGCCUUCUUAUUUUGUAAAAUCAUCUUCUCCGGUGAUUCUCCCUUUUUUAUCCUCUGAAUAAUCUCUCAGGGUGUUAUUUUUUUUGUGUGUGAGGUGGUUAUAUCAAGUGAUUCAAAUUGUUUUAUCUCUUUGCUAUACUCUUUACCCCCAUCACGAUCAUUUGAAUGAUAUUUAAAUUGUGUAUAUUUUUGUUACAUUUUAUUGUGAUUUUAUGAGAAGAAAAUUUGUUUUUCCAAUUAUACAAUGGCAAUUAACUCAUCAUUAAUUUCAACAUCUGCUGAUACUGUUGUUGUUUCACCAACACCAAUGAAUUCCUCCUCUUCAGUUUCACCUGAUUCUCCUCCAUCAGAUACCAUGAUGAUGCUUAUGAAUAUAACCUCAAUAUCGUCCAUUAAAUCCGAUUUUGACGGCAUCGAGUCUGAAUUGUUGGACAAAAGUUGGAUAUUCUCACUGGUUAUACUCAUUCUUUACUUAACUCUAACACUAAUUCAAGCUUAUGCCUUUGUCCGCCAACGAACACGAAAUGUUUUGGUUUAUCUGUUCACAAUUUCACUGGAAAUGUACACAUUAGCGCUAUUUCUAAGUACUCUUGAUGCAAUACUCUUUCGCUCAGACAAUGAUGAACCCAAUUUGAUGCCAUUAAUUGUAGAUAUUUUACGAAUUUCAGCCUUGGCUUUAUUCAUUUUAUUUGUUCUUAUAAUUGCCAAAGGAUGGCCAAUAACCCGAUCUGAGGUAUCGGCAAAACCUCUCGUAGCUAUGGCUUGGUUUGCUUAUUUAGCUUCAGAAAUAUUAUUAUACAGUUGGACAAAGGGAACUUUGAGUCAAGUUAGUGAAGAUGAUAUCUAUCUAACGGUUCCAGGAUGGAUUAGUCUGGGUUUACGGAUCAUAAUCAUGAUGUGGUUUCUUUUUGAACUUCGAGCAACCAUGAUGUUAGAACAAGAUCAACAAAAGUUACGAUUUUACCUUCACUUUGGAGUCGGUAUCAUGGUUUGGUUUGUUUACCUACCGAUAAUUGUUUUCAUAGGAUCUCAAACAUCAAUUGAGUGGAAAUAUAAUUUCAUUUUCGUGUUUUCUUUGCUAGUUAAUUUCCUUGCCUAUGCUAUAAUGGCACAUUUCCUUUGGCCAACGAAAUUAACUUAUCAUUUCCUGACCCACCCAACUGAAUCAGAUUAUUCUGAAGGAAUGGAUGAAUGCGAAGAAACAUCAAGAGAUAGUUUCAACUGUCUAUCUCAUAUUAAUUAUGGAAAUGGUAUUCAUCAUCAUCGAUUUGGUCAUGAUCUUAGGUUACCUCACUCAAAGACAUGAAUAAAUCACUUCUCCCACUCUCCCUUUUUCCCCAUUUUCUCCCUUAGAAAUUGACUCAUUACCAUCUCUAGUUUAUCUUCAUUUUGUUUUCAUCUAUUUCCAAUCUAAUCAUUUUCUUUACUUUCAUCCUCUCAUUGAUCAAUCAAUUGGUUCGUACAAUUUAAUCUUGUUUAAUUACUCUAUUAUUCUUCAACUAAUUUUUUCUAGCAAUUAGUCAUGAUUAACCUCAUGUAAACUUACAUCCUAAUAACUCACAAACAUUUAUAUAUACAUAUGAACAUGAACCCUCCUCCUCUAAUCGUUGUUAAUUCAUUAUAAUAUCUUUUUACUUGUCAUCUUUUUUUUUCAUUAAUGCGACAAGUAAACAACAAUAAGCCAAGAAUUUAUCUAAAGCCCUAAUAAUACAAAGUGGGGAUGAAAAGAGAGUUCAAAUAUGUAUUUUAAUUGUUAGUGAGUUAAUCAAAAAGAACAACAAUUUACUAUUGUGAUUAUCAAAUGAAUCAAAUUAAGGGGAUAACAAAAAAAAUCCUCAGAUAACAAAACAAACAUAGAACAUCAAUCGUUAGAAAAUAAUAGAUUCAAACUUUGAUCUGACAAUUGGAAUAAGAAAGAAACAAAGUUUCAGAUCAGAAUAAUACUCAUGUUUUACGAUCUCACAACUUUCUCUCCUAUUCUGAUUCUCUUUCAACUGAGAAUUUAUUAGUAUUAGUUAAUUAUGCUAACGAUCAAUUUAAUGUUAACAAGAUUAUGCAAACUCACAAUCAGAUUCUUGAAAUUGAUACUGAGAAAGAUCAUGAGAAAAAGAGGAAGACCAACAAUAACCAUUGACGAUUAUCUUGAUAUGAGACUUUUUGUUCUAAAAAUAUUAGCUAUUUAUGUAAACUGCUUUUCUCGAUAAUCAUUUAUCAAACCAUUUUCCUUUUUCCGUUUCCUUAAUUUCCUCUUCCAAUGAACUCUUAAUUUCUUGAUGGAACUCCAGUGACAUUAAGAGAGUAAAAUACGAUUUAGCGAGAGAGAAAGAGAGAGAUAGAUGAGGGAGCAAUACUAGGAAGUAAAAACUUACCUAAUAUACUGAAUAUCAUCCUUGAAAAAGCUUUCAAGACUCUCUCUCUCUCUCUCUCUCUUUCCAUGAUGAUAAUAACGAUCAGAGAAUCGAUUUAUUCAUCAAGAAAUAUCUCUAUUAAUAUUACAUGUUAUUAUGUCCGUUAUGAUAUAAUAAUAUAUGGAAUCGCAAUGAAAUUGCAAUUUAGUAUAUAUUUUUAUCAUGAAAACAAUGAACAAUCACCAACAAUGACAGUAAAUAACAAGAGAAAAGGAAGAGAAAUAGGAAGAUGAUAAUUGAUCAGAAAAAAAGGAGUAGGAAGUUUUCUGCUCUUUGGUGAGAAGAAAACAAAUCUCCAUGUCCAGUAAUCCUUUUUAAUAGAUUGUUAAAUCAACGAAAAGAGAGGAAGUCACGUUAAUUUGAAUGAUCCUUGAAACUAUUCUGUUAAUCAUUUCAUAAUUACGAUAACAAUUGAUUCUCACCUGAAAUCCUUUCUCUCCAUUGUGUUAUUAGUAUACAUUGGAAAAAAAAGGUCGUUGAUCUUUUCAUCAUCUUCCCUCUUCUCCUCCCUUUUUAUUUUUCCAAAUUCUACCUUUUCUCUCUCUCUCUCUCUCUUCCUUCUCCUUCUUUAAUAUUUCCCAAUAUCUUCAUCUCUUCUUCUUACGCCCUACCAAUCGAUUUUUCUUCUUCUGUAAUUCUGUAAAUAUGAUUGUUCAGUUUCAAUCAUGUAAAUAGUGAUGAAAGAAACUCACACACAAAGACAAAGGAGAGAAACAAUAAUAAUCAUCAUCAUCAUCAUCGUUUACAUGAUUACAAUCACUGCAGAAUCAACGUAAACCAAAGUCCUAAUUAAGAUGCCUUUCAACUAUAAUAAUAAUCAAUCGACAGUAUCAACAAGCAGAAAACAAAUUAACUAAACAUUUUUAAUUACAAGCCAAAACCGGAACAAUCAGCGAAAAUUUUUUUUUAUAAUCAUCAUCUCAAGUGGAAAAGGGAUACCAAAAAAAAGAGAGACUGAUCAAAAAGAUGGAUUGAUGAGAGAGAUGAUCAACAAUUAAAUACACACACACACACAAAAACGAGUUACAAGAUUAAAUGAUCAACAUGAUGGGAUUUCAUCACUAAUACAUAUAUUAUUGUCGAUGUAUGUAUAGCUCAACAAACGCUAAUUGUUUCAAAGUGUUGACACUUUUUUUCACCUUCUCACUGUUUUGCUGUUUCCCUCUUGUUUUUUGCUGCUCUACUCAUCGACAUCAUCAUCAUCAUCUAAUCAUCUUCAUUAGUGCCGAUUGAUUUUCUCCUUCUAUUUUGUCUUCUUCUUAUUACCUUUGAUUUUCACGCUCAACAAGAAAAAGUAAUUACUAUGAUUAUCAACACUUCUACUGUCAUACUGAUCUUAAUAAGUGUAAUAGUAGAGAGAGUUAGUUAUCAUUCAGUAGUAUCAAAUUGCCUUCUCGCAUUUUAAAUGUUCUUUUAUCUUUUAUCUUCUUCUCUCUCACUCUCUCACUCUUAGCCUUGUUCUGUAAACCCCCUUUUCUACUCUAAAUACAAUAUCUUCUUCAUCUCGAUUUAUCAUCAUUUUAUCUUCUUCUUUUUCUGUCAGAAUCCAUUUCCUCUUUUUCUUCUCAUUUUCUUCUCAUUUUCAUCUCUAUUCUCUUUGUUCAUUUUAAUCCAUGGCAUCCUCAUCAUCUUCAAUUCCCUUCAUCUUCAUGAACAAUUCUCGAUUUUAAUUAACUAAUUUUAUUACUUUGUUCACCCGCCUCUUUCCUACCCUACUCUUCAUCAAUUUAUAAAUAUUGUAUUUCUCAUCAUCAUCAUCAUCUUUCUCUUCAAUCUGUCAAACACUUUCGUCUCGCACAUAAACAAAACCAAAUGAUGAGAUGAAGAUGAUGAUAAUGAUGAUGAUAAUAUAAUAUUGAAUAAUUCAAAUGUAUUAUAUUGUAUAAAUACUGUUCGUGGUUAUAAAUAAACAUCUCAAUAGAUUGAUGAGCAAAAAAAA